GUUCAUCUUCACAGACAGCAGAACUUUGACUUUCCUUUUCACGGAGAACGAUCUUCUCCUGUGAAGCCGAACUGGAGUCAGACAGAAGAAGGGAGAGCAGGAGUGAGGCUGAACUAUUCUGCUUCAUCCGUCAACUUUAAGAACUGCUUUAGAUAUUGAGCAGAGUUUGGUGUCCGUCACAACCCAAUGAGUUCAGAUAGAAACAGAGAAUCGUUCUGUUUGCUGCCCCUGCUUGUCUUCUGCGCCGGAACAAAGAGACGAGCCGCCGGCGUGGAGGUAAACCGCGGGCCUGAAGUCUGGAAUGUUCCUCAUAAUGACGACUGGUGGAGGAGCAGGACGACAGGGAGGGGCUGCGAGGACAUAACUGAAGAAUGCGGCUGAUGAAGACACAAAAGAUGAAGGCUGAUAGAAUGUGUUUGGACCGGGUUUUUUUCAUGGGAGAGAAGAAAUCGGAUUGUUUUUGUUGCUGCAAAGGUUUCUAAUGCCACAGCUGUUCUUCCCUUUGGUUUUAUCCAAAUGAUCAAAGUUCAGGCUGAUGGUGAGGAGGACGGGUGGACGUCAGAACGCUCUGAGCAACGAAGCAAACUCCACCAUCAGGCUCUUUACUGGGACUCAUCCAGUACAGAACCAGAACCAGGACCAUGCUGGUCCCAGUUCACCUCCAAGCUCAGCAGAUAUUCUAAAAACAAGACAAACAAACUGCCAUUUCCUGAAAAAGCUCAUUUUUGACAAACUGCUGGACUUCCCUCAACAGAGUCAUGACACUUGUACAUGAACGUCUUCGGAUUGUUUUCCUCUUAUGUUUGACUGUGAACUGAAUCUUCUUCAUCUCAUUAAACCAGAUUUCUGUCGGGACGGACGGCGGUAAUGACCUCUGAUCUGGUUCUUCAUCCAAAGUCCAUCGUGAGCUUUUUUUUUUACAUUUCCUUUUUAGACCAAAGAGGAUUUCUGAAAGCAGUGCAAGGCUGAGUGCCUUGCCCAACGGCUGCCAGGUUUGGGGUUUGAACCAUCACAUGACUGGCAGAUAGCUGCACAUUCUGCCCGUUUGCUCCUCCGCUCAGGGUUCCUGCUUCUGUGCGUCCAGUUACCAUGACGACAGAGCGACCCUCCUGAGGUCAAAGGACAGCGGUGUCAGGAGCAGACCUUCUGGUAUUUCACACCCUGGGGGGGGCUUCCACCAAAAGAGGAACAUCUUUAGUCCAGAUGUUCCUGCAAUGGCGGUGUUUGACAGCAUGACCUGAGAGGAGACAACGGGCCCGGACAAAGAUCCUGAAGAACCUUUGGGCAGAAACCCAGAAGGAAGAAGCAGGAAGCAGUAAAUCCAGGAACGUUUCAGCACAAAGCAGAAACCGGAACCCGGAGAACCUGGAGAACCUGGAGAACCCAGAGAACCCGGAGAACCUGGAGAACCUGGACUCCAAACUGCUCUGUUCUGCUGUCCUUGGUCUUCCGGCUGGACCUCCAGGAGUUCACAGAACCGAGCCUGGAAAAGCCCAUCAGGACCCAGAAGCAUCCAGUCCUGCGGGCUGUUCAGGUUUCAGGGGAGUGUCUCCUCCUCCUCAGAGGAAUCUCCUCCUGAAAGCUCCUCGCAAAUCUCCGAGCUCCUCAUUCCAGCUCCGUCCCCCUCAGGAGACCCUCAACGCAUUUUCGCGCCCAGACGCCCAUUCCUCAAAGCAGUGCGUGAAGUUUGGGAUAACCCGCAUCCACCCGUGACAUCCAGGCGGGACAGCGCGUGCGUGUUUCUCUCUUUGGGCCCGGGGUUACCUGCUCCAUCCGCCGCUCCUCGGUGCGUCGCGCGCUUCCCGCUGCGUCCCCAGAGUCUGCCUGCUCCGCUUGAAGCCGGUCCAGCUGCAUCGGGUAGAUCUGCACCUGCAGGAGGAAAAUGAGACCGCUCCGAGCAUCAAGAGUCUUUGUUCUGCUGGGCCUGGUGGUCCUGACUGCAGCCAGACCAAGAGCAGGUCCAGACCAGAAGUGUAAGCCCGGCCCGCUGGAUCUGAUCUUCCUCAUCGACAGCUCUCGCAGCGUUCGGCCUCACGAGUUCGAGACCAUGAGGAAGUUCAUGAUCGACAUCCUCAACAGCUUGGAGAUCGGACCGGACAGCACCAGAGUGGGAGUGGUUCAGUAUUCCAGCCAGGUCCGCAGCGAGUUCUCCCUGAAGACCCACGGUGACCUGGAGAGCGUGGUGGCGGGCAUCCGGCAGAUCGUCCCCCUGGCUCAGGGCACCAUGACUGGACUUGCCAUCAGAUACAUGAUGAACGAAGCGUUCACGGCGGAGCAGGGGGACCGGCCAAAGGUCCCAAACGUGGCUGUGAUCGUGACGGACGGGCGUCCUCAGGACCGCGUGGCUGAGGUGGCAGCAGAAGCCAGAGAGAGAGGCAUUGAGAUCUUCGCUGUGGGAGUGGCCAGAGCGGACAUGACAUCACUGAGGGCGAUGGCCUCCCUGCCCUUUGAAGAUCACGUCUUCCUGGAGGAGAGCUUUGACCUCAUUCACCAGUUUGGACUUCAGUUCCAGGACGCGUUUUGUGGUCUGGAUCUGUGUAAGGAGAUGGACCACGGCUGCGAGCACGUCUGCGAGAACUCGCCGGGCUCCUUCCACUGCCUCUGCAGCGAGGGCUACACUCUGAACGAAGACGGGAAGACCUGCACAGCCAUCGAUCUGUGCGCUGAAGGCAAACACGACUGCGAGCAAGUCUGCAUCAGCUCCCCCGGAAACUUCAGCUGCGACUGCAGAGAAGGAUACCGGCUGCAGGACGACGGGAGGACCUGCUCCAUGGUGGAAUUCUGCUCCUUUGGGAACGACAGCUGUGACCAUCACUGUGUAAAUAUGCUCAACGGCUUUUACUGCACCUGUAAGGAGGGGCACAGGCUGCAGGCCGACGGGAAGACCUGCCAGGCCAUUGACCUGUGUGCCGAGGGGAAACACGACUGCCAACAAGUCUGCAUGAACAUGGGGCCGGCCGUCUUCACCUGCGACUGCAACGAGGGCUACACGCUCAACGAGGACGAGAGGAGCUGCACUCCCAUUGACCUGUGUGCCGAGGGGAAGCACGACUGUGAGCAGGUCUGCAUCAGCGCACCUGGAGUGUUCACCUGUGACUGCCGCAAAGGUUUCAGGCUCAACCACGACAAGAAGACCUGCACAAACAUGGAGAUGUGCAGCUCGGUUCAGCACGGCUGUGAGCAUCAGUGCGUGAACACGCCCGGAUCUUAUUACUGCGUCUGUCCUGAAGGGCAGCUGCUGCAGGACGACGGCAAGAGCUGCGGCGCCUGCACGUCUGCCAACAUUGACCUGGUGCUUCUGAUCGAUGGCUCCAAAAGUGUUCGUCCUCAAAACUUUGAGCUGGUGAAAAAGUUCGUCAACCAGGUCGUGGACUCUUUGGAUGUGUCCGCCCACGGUACCAGAGUGGGCCUGGUUCAGUACUCCAGCCGGGUCCGAACAGAGUUUCCUCUCAACAUGUACCACACAGCUGAGGACAUCAAAGCCGCCGUCAUGAAGGUGGAGUACAUGGAGAAGGGGACGAUGACCGGUCUGGCGCUGAAGCACAUGCUGGAGAACAGCUUCUCGGAGGCAGAAGGCGCUCGUCCGGCCGCUCGCAGCGUCCCCAGAGUCGGACUGGUCUUCACAGACGGACGGUCCCAGGACGACAUCAGCGAGUACGCCAAGAAGGCCAAGGAAGCAGGUAUCACCAUGUAUGCCGUGGGCGUCGGGAAGGCGGUGGAAGACGAGCUCCGUGAGAUCGCCUCUGAGCCGGUGGAGAAACACUUCUACUACACCACAGACUUCAACGCCAUCAGCACCAUCGCAGACAACCUGAAGCUGAACGUGUGCCCAGAGGAGAGUCAGGGGGAGGUUGAGGUGAAGGAUCCGUGCGCCUGCGAGAACCUGGUGGAGUUCCAGCAGAACACUGGCAGCAGCCUGGAGCAGCUCACACAGAAACUGGCCGCCAUGAACACCCGCCUGGUGGAGCUGGAGAACCAGCUUCUCUCCAGGAAGUGACCCGGUCACAGGGACCAAACGUUGGGGGGCACAAGGAGGAGGAGGAGCUGGUCAGACCCCAGCAGAAGCAUUGACCAAGCAGGACCUGCCCCAUGCCGAUGGUCGCUCCAGCGGUCUCCGGAGGAUGGAGCCUUUGGGGCCUCGUCCUGGCGUGGGGGGGGUGUUGCUUCUUUCUAUGGAUGUAAACCUGAUGCCCACUUUUACAAGCUACCACUGAUCAGUGCCUUUGAACCGAGCACUUCCGUCGUCUGCAUGUCUUUCAUACCCAUCCUGUGGCUGUGCCACUGCUAGCUGUGAGCCGGGUCCCGUCAGUCAGCGGGUCAGAACCACCAGGCUUCCUUCUCUGAGCGCCAUAUUUAUGCAGGCGCUACUAUAGCUACCAAAGAUGACGAUUUCUCAAAUAAGAGCAUUUAUGCCAAGAGUGACAGAGUUUCAAAUCACACGUUACCACUUCUGUCGCAGGAUGUCCUGAGCGUUCUCCCAGACUGUCGCUGUUGACCUUUGACCUGAGCAGCUCUGAAAUGUAGAAAAAAAAAGGCUAGAGAACCCAAAGUGUAACCACAGGUUCCCCUCUACUCAAAGGAAUUUGGCUCUUUUUUUUUAUCUUUUCCGGCUUCUCAUCAGCUGUUCAUUUAUGUAAAAAUGAAAAAGCUGAUCAAAAGAAAUGAUCAGAAAACCGUCGAUUGACCAUAACUGAGAGAAGAAAGCUCUCUGGUCUCAUAAAGGCCCAGCUUCAGUCUGUGAUGUGUUAGUUGCAUAAAUUACCUCCAUACCUGUAAAUGUACACCUCAGUCUUUGAACUCUUGGAUGUUUUGUUUCUAACAGCUUUCUAUGUAUAUUAUUUGUAUGAAUCUGUGUAUUUACAGCCCAGAAUGCAAUAAAAGGGGGGCGUUGAGUCUGA
Messenger RNA from Oryzias latipes (Japanese medaka), 4898 nucleotides. It is a transcript of the gene matn4, whose product is annotated as matrilin 4. Gene Ontology annotation, molecular function: calcium ion binding. The record is from RefSeq and is a predicted model, not a curated record. NCBI's taxonomy places the organism in Eukaryota, Metazoa, Chordata, Actinopteri, Beloniformes, Adrianichthyidae.